Molecule: messenger RNA, 2070 nt
Organism: Knipowitschia caucasica
Lineage: Eukaryota; Metazoa; Chordata; Actinopteri; Gobiiformes; Gobiidae
Source: the annotation of a GenBank genome assembly
AUGUGCCCCAAAGGGAACUACUGUGUGUUUUUGUUCCUGCUCAGAAGUGUGCUGUCGGAACCAGGAACCACGAACCAAGUGGUUCUGCUGGACACCACAACAGUCCUGGGUGAGCUGGACUGGAAGACCUACCCAGUGAACGGGGUGGGGCAGGAGCCAGAGCAGGAGCCAGAGCAGGAGCUAGAGCAGGAGCUAGAGGAGGAGCUAGAGCAGGAGCUAGAGCAGGAGCUAGAGGAGGAGCUAGAGCAGGAGCUAGAGGAGGAGCAAGAGGAGGAGCUAGAGCAGGAGCUAGAGGAGGAGCUAGAGCAGGAGCUAGAGCAGGGGCUAGAGGAGGAGUUAGAGCAGGAGCUAGAGCAGGGGCUAGAGGAGGAGCUAGAGGAGGAGCUAGAGCAGGAGCUAGAGGGGGAGCUAGAGCAGGAGCUAGAGCAGGGGCUAGAGGAGGAGCUAGAGGAGGAGCAAGAGGAGGAGCAAGAGCAGGGGCUAGAGGAGGAGCUAGAGGAGGAGCAAGAGGAGGAGCUAGAGCAGGAGCAAGAGGAGGAGCUAGAGCAGGAGCUAGAGCAGGAGCUAGAGGAGGAGCUAGAGCAGGAGCAAGAGGAGGAGCUAGAGCAGGAGCUAGAGCAGGGGCUAGAGGAGGAGCUAGAGGAGGAGCAAGAGCAGGAGCUAGAGCAGGAGCUAGAGCAGGGGCUAGAGGAGGAGCUAGAGGAGGAGCAGGAGGAGGAGCUAGAGGAGGAGAAAGAGGAGGAGCUAGAGCAGGAGAAAGAGGAGGAGCUAGAGCAGGAGCUAGAGCAGGAGCUAGAGGAGGAGCAAGAGGAGGAGCUAGAGCAGGAGCUAGAGCAGGGGCUAGAGGAGGAGCUAGAGGAGGAGCAAGAGCAGGAGCUAGAGCAGGAGCUAGAGCAGGGGCUAGAGGAGGAGCUAGAGGAGGAGCAAGAGGAGGAGCUAGAGCAGGGGCUAGAGGAGGAGCUAGAGGAGGAGCAAGAGGAGGAGCUAGAGCAGGAGCAAGAGGAGGAGCUAGAGCAGGAGCUAGAGCAGGAGCUAGAGGCGGAGCUAGAGCAGGAGCAAGAGGAGGAGCUAGAGCAGGAGCUAGAGCAGGGGCUAGAGGAGGAGCUAGAGGAGGAGCAAGAGCAGGAGCUAGAGCAGGAGCUAGAGGCGGAGCUAGAGCAGGAGCAAGAGGAGGAGCUAGAGCAGGAGCUAGAGCAGGGGCUAGAGGAGGAGCUAGAGGAGGAGCAAGAGGAGGAGCUAGAGCAGGGGCUAGAGGAGGAGCUAGAGGAGGAGCAAGAGGAGGAGCUAGAGCAGGAGCUAGAGCAGGAGCUAGAGCAGGAGCUAGAGGAGGAGCUAGAGCAGGAGCAAGAGGAGGAGCUAGAGCAGGAGCUAGAGGAGGAGCUAGAGGAGGAGCAAGAGCAGGAGCUAGAGCAGGAGCUAGAGCAGGGGCUAGAGGAGGAGCUAGAGGAGGAGCAGGAGGAGGAGCUAGAGGAGGAGCAAGAGGAGGAGCUAGAGCAGGAGCAAGAGGAGGAGCUAGAGCAGGAGCUAGAGCAGGAGCUAGAGGAGGAGCUAGAGGAGGAGCAAGAGGAGGAGCUAGAGCAGGAGCUAGAGCAGGGGCUAGAGGAGGAGCUAGAGCAGGGGCUAGAGGAGGAGCUAGAGGAGGAGCAAGAGGAGGAGCUAGAGCAAGUGCUAUCCACUCAGCCAGAGCAGGAGCUAGAGCAGGAGCAAGAGCAGGGGCUAGAGGAGGAGCUGGAGGAGGAGCCAGAGGAGAAUCUAGAGCAGGAGCUAGAGCAGGAGCUAGAGCAGGAGCUAGAGGAGGAGCUAGAGGAGGAGCUAGAGCAGGAGCUAGAGCAGGAGCUAGAGCAGGAGCUAGAGGAGGAGCUAGAGCAGGAGCUAGAGCAGGAGCUAGAGCAGGAGCUAGAGCAGGAGCUAGAGGAGGAGCUAGAGCAGGAGCUAGAGGAGGAGCUAGAGGAGGAGCAAGAGGAAGAGCUAGAGCAGGAGCUAGAGCAGGAGCUAGAGCAGGAGCUAGAGCAGGAGCUAGAGCAGGGGCUAGAGCAGGAGUUAGAGCAGGAGCUAAAGGAGGAGCCGUAG